CAUACAAAUGGUAUCAUAUCCUAGGCUCCAUGUAGGCGGGCUGAUGAUGUAACUUGAACCGCGGAUUUUUUGUUCUCUAAACUUUGGCGCCUGGUUGCGAUAUUAACCAACUUUUGAGCGUACGAGGAUUAUGCUUAUAGGAACCGAUUCUUAUUUUUUUACCUGCACUGAUUCAUUUGAGGUCUAAGUGGCAGCUCACAUUGUUCUGCAGUGAUUGAAUAAAAGGAGGCGGGGCUCUAGUUUGAUCAGCUUUAUGAAGGGAAUGUGUUGACUGAGCUGUGGGAUCGUGUUACAAACAAGGAUUGUUUCGUUAUUUUUCUCCAACUUCUGAUACGAUUUUUGAAGUAAAUUCGCUUGGAUGGUUACUAGGGAGGCAAUCCUCAACAAGAAGGCAGUGUAUGAACCCACCAAAGGUCAAAGGUUCCGUCAGGUCGUCUGCUCCAAGGGCUGGGCCAUCUGCAUCCUGAUGUCAAUGGGCACCGCCAUGAUCGCCAUAGCAGUGAUUGCUGCGUUUGCCAGGCCAGGCUCCACCCUGCCACAAGAGCCUUGCAGCAACCAGCAGGCACCUGAGUCCUCAGGUCACAGCGCCGCUGACCUUCACCCUGGUUAUGACAAACCUCAGACGUACAUUGCCACCAACGGGGAACCCUUUCCCUGGAAAGAUUUGAGACUCCCUGGAACAGUCGUCCCCGAGUCUUACAGUAUAUUCCUCCAUGCUAACAUAUCCCAGUCGUAUUUCAAAGGGAGGGUUGAGAUGGUGCUUGAGGUGGUGUCGGAUACGAACUUCAUCGUGUUCCACACCCAGGACCUGAACAUAUCCGACCUGAGCCUGUACGAGGUGCUGGAUCACAGGCUGGAGUUCAGCAAGACCAGGCUACAGGUGAGGCAGGAGCUGGAGUACCCCAGGAAUGACCAGUACUACGUCAGGCUGGACAGUACCAUCAGGGCCAAGACACGGCUGGAGCUCCACGUCAACUUCAGGGGGUCUUUGGAGAGUGUCAGCAAGAUGAAAGGCUUUUACAAGAGUGAAUAUACAGUCAAGGGGGAGACGAGAUACAUGGCCAGCACCCAGUUUGAAGCAACAUCUGCCAGAAAUGCUUUCCCUUGUUUUGAUGAGCCUCAGCUGAAGGCCAAAUUUAAAAUGUCCAUUGUCCGUAACAAAGAGCACAUCACUCUAUUCAACACGCCAUUAAAAGGGAGCACGCCGUACGGGGAAGGUUUGGUGCAAGAUGAGUACGAGGAGUCAGUGAAGAUGAGUACGUACCUUGUUGCGUUUGUCAUAUGUGAUUUCAAGAAUAUGAGCAAAACAACAGAGGAUGGUGUAGAGGUGCGCCUAUUUGCCCCAGAAGAUAAAAUCUACAUGGGAGAGUUUGCUCUCAAUGCUUCUGUUACAGUCUUGAACUACUACAACUCUUUUUUUGGUAUUCCUUACCCCCUUCCUAAACAAGAUCUAAUAGCCAUCCCCAACUUUGCUGCUGGCGCCAUGGAGAACUGGGGCCUGAUCACCUACAGGGAUACAUCCAUCCUGUAUGACCCUGCCAUUUCUACUGAGGGCACCAAGAAAUGGGUCACCAUAGUUGUAGCCCACGAGCUGGCACAUCAGUGGUUUGGUAACCUGGUCACAAUGAAAUGGUGGAAUGACCUGUGGCUGAAUGAGGGAUUUGCCUCGUAUGUUGAACGUAUUGGGGCUGACCAAGUGGAUAAAGAAUUUCAUAUGAUUGAUUCAUUCAUGGAACCAUUUAGUGGCUCCAUGUAUUUGGAUAGUCUGGCCACUUCCCACCCAAUAGAAGUUGAAGUUCUGGACCCUAGUGAAGUUGAUGCAGCUUUUGACAAGAUCUCUUACGAUAAGGGCGGGUCACUGAUACGGAUGCUCCAGAGUGUUAUUGGUGAAGCUGACUUCAAGAAUGGACUUACCUCCUACCUCAGAAAACACGAGUAUGGGAACGCUGAAACAAAAGAUCUCUGGGAUGCUUUUGAGGAGGCCAGUAAUUUGGAUGCAGGCCUAAAAGUAUCUGUUGUCAUGGAUACAUGGACCAAACAAAUGGGCUAUCCAGUUGUUACAGUUGUGAGGGAGAAGGGGAAACUACUCUUAACUCAGGAGAGAUUUCUGAUAAUGAAUGUCUCCCACAAUCACUCUGUCAGCUCAUACAAAUCACCUUACAACUACAAGUGGUACAUCCCCUUCACAUACUCCACAUCGGCCAACCCAUCUCGACAAAGCCUGGUUUGGAUGAUGAAAGACUCCGCCUCCGUGGAUCUGCCCAAUGAUUCGGUGGCCUGGAUCAAAGGCAAUGUGGGCAGCUAUGGCUACUACAGGGUCAACUAUGACAAGGAGGGCUGGCAGGCCAUCAUAAAGCAACUGAGGACUGACCAUACUGUGUUUGCAGUCACUGACAGAGUGGGGCUUAUCAGUGAUGCUUUCUCACUGGCCAGAGCAGGACUAAUAGACUACACAGUCCCUCUAGAAAUGACCAAGUACCUGAUCAAUGAAACCGACUACUUUGUCUGGGAAGAGGCCCUGAGCCACAUCUACUUCCUGGAGAGCCAGCUGAAGCUGCAGGAGGAGUUUGACUUGCUGAAAUCUUUCCUCCUGGGUCUGGCCAAGCCGCUCAUAGACAAGCUGGGAUGGGAGAACUCCGGAACUCAUCUCACAAAAAAGCUGAGAGCCUCCAUGAUUACACUUGCCAUAGCUGUGGAGUACCAGCCUGCUGUGGAUAUUGGUAUAAGCAAAUUUAAACAGUGGAUUCAAAACCAAAGCACACUAAUGAAUGAUGAUCUCCGAGGCAUCAUCUAUGGCACUGGGCUCAAGUACGGCAAGAAAGCUGAUUGGGAUAUUGUGUUCCAGAGAUACCUCACAUCCAACGUUCCGUCUGAAAAGAUUACGUUGUUGUCAUCACUUGCUGAUACUACGGAUGCCAGAGUUCUUCAAAUCUUUUUAGAAUACAGCCUUGAUGAUACAAAGGUCAAGUCCCAAAAUUCAGGGGACGUAAUUGAGUAUGUUGCUGCAAACAACAAUGGGUUUCUGCUAAGCUGGAGGUUCUUCAGGCUACAUUGGGAUGAGCUGUAUGAGAGAUAUGGGGACAGUGCUUUCAUCUUGUCCAGUGUAUUAAAAAGUGUGACUGUACCUUUUAGUACACAGUUUGAUUAUGAUGAGAUAGUCAACUUUUUCAAGAACAAAGAGCUAGGAACUGCCAAGAUGGCUCUAGAUCAGGCUCUGGAAGUUGUACAGAGCCACAUAGACUGGGCUAGGAGAAACAUGGACACUGUCAAGCUAUGGCUCAAGACUAAUGUUAGUCCGAAGUAAAACUUUAUUUAAACAUUUUGUGGAGUAAUGUUAGUCUGAAGAAAAAUUU
Physella acuta is the source of this 3353-nucleotide messenger RNA. RefSeq names its product puromycin-sensitive aminopeptidase-like protein. Gene Ontology annotation, cellular component: cytoplasm; membrane. NCBI's taxonomy places the organism in Eukaryota, Metazoa, Mollusca, Gastropoda, Physidae. Gene Ontology annotation, molecular function: zinc ion binding; metalloaminopeptidase activity; peptide binding. The record is from RefSeq and is a predicted model, not a curated record. Gene Ontology annotation, biological process: peptide catabolic process; proteolysis.